AUUGUCGCCCUCGUCUUCUUUUCGAAAAGAAAGUUUCGACCCUCUGGUGUAUCCGCUGUGUACUUCGGAGAGACGUAUACGUGUUUUGUCAAGAGGUUAUAGUCGUAAUGGCACCAGAGAAUUCCGUCAUAAAAAUCAAUAAGUGGGAUGGCUCAGCUGUGAAAAAUGCUUUGGAUGAUGCAGUCAAGGAUGUACUUACAAAGAAAUAUAAUUAUAUGGAAAAUUUUAGUCUUCUUGAUGGAAGAUUGUUUCUCUGUGGGAUUGCUGUUACAAUAGCCAUCAUAGCAUUGUUGUGCGAUUACUUGUAUCCAUUCCCAGUUUCCAAACCUGUUUUAAUAGCCUGUGUCUCCCUGUAUUUCCUUUUAAUGGGACUCUUGACUUUGUAUACAACAUACAAAGAGAAAGGCAUAUUUGUAGUUGCAAUUCAAAGAGACCCAGCAGGCUUCAACCCUGACAUGAUCUGGGAGGCCAGUUCCUACUUAAAAAAAUAUGAUGAUAAAUAUAAUUUGAUAUUAUCAGUUAGGAGCACAUCAAACACAAACGUCCAUGAAACAAGUGUGACUAAAUCCGUCGCGAAUUUCAUUGAUGUUAACGGUGUGGUGAUACCAGAAUUGAUAGAAGCUGUAGUGACGAUCAUGCAUGACAGCCUAACAUUGCAACGCAAAGAAAAGUAGCAGCGUUCCAAAAUUUAAUCAGCAAAACUUGUUUUUCUGUGUGAAUAAGCCUUCUUUUCUAUGAAAUUUUGUUAUUUCACAGUUUUUCGAUCGUAUUCUAAGAUACACGCAGUCCAGUUUCGUGUAGAUAACACGUAAAAGUGAGAAACCGAGCAUUUUCAUCCUCCAUGUGUGUAUUAUAAUUAUUAUAUUUAACAGAAUCGAAAACAGACAUAAAUCUUCUUUUUUUUAGACAAAA
This is a messenger RNA of Pogonomyrmex barbatus (red harvester ant), 912 nucleotides long. RefSeq names its product Signal peptidase complex subunit Spase25 (gene Spase25). Gene Ontology annotation, biological process: protein targeting to ER. Gene Ontology annotation, cellular component: membrane; signal peptidase complex. NCBI's taxonomy places the organism in Eukaryota, Metazoa, Arthropoda, Insecta, Hymenoptera, Formicidae. The record is from RefSeq and is a predicted model, not a curated record.